CGUUCGUCGGUUGAUCGUUAAACGUUGUUUCAGUACGGCUGAAAUCGCGUAAGCCACUUCUCACCGUCACCGUUGAGCUCCGUGUGUUUACGAUGUCCCUCCCGUUGUAGUUCCGUUCCCAGUUUUUCCCACCCGCUUCCCGACACUCCGACGUCGCCGUCGGUGUUGUUGUUAUUGUCACUCGUAUCGAGCGACAUAUCUGUGAAAAACUUAACAGCUGUGAAUAAUGCAAAAAACGUUAUCCGCCAUCGUUCCGGCGCUGUGAGGUAUUCUAAAGUUUCGAAAUCUGUGAAAAAGACUUGUCUAAGGGACGCCGUCGACAUUCGUUCGGAUUUCCCGUCGUUCGUCGCCACACGUCUAACUUCAACACUAUAUUUUCGUCCGACGCCAUAACGCCGGCUAAUACUUUGGAUUAACGCAGCACACAAGAUGACUCCAUCUCCAAAUCAUAGAGCUGCACCGAACCCAGUAACAGUUAGAAAUAUUCUAAUAAUUAAUAAUAAAGUCAUUAACAUAUCUAAUGGGUGUCCAGUCAUUCUAAAUACUUCAAGUCCUGCAAAUGAAUCUACUGAUAAUUCACUUGAGCCAAUAUCCAGGUCAAUGUCUAAUGAAACACCUUCUUGGGAUUUGAGUACAUAUGAAAAUCGCUUGAAAACAUUUGAUGGAGUGUGGAAAUUACAAUUUAUAACACCUAACCAAAUGGCCAAAGCUGGAUUAUAUUAUUUGGGUAUACAAGAUCGUGUUAGAUGUUUAUUUUGUUCUAAAGAAUUUGAUUAUUGGCAACCUGGUGAUGAUCCAACUGUUGAACAUAAACGUCAGUCUCCACAAUGUCCAUUUUUUAAUGAUUCCUCAGCUGGUUAUGAUGUGUGUGGUCUAUUUGGCUCUGCUCCUGCUGAUGUCAAGUCUAAUAUUUUGUCAAAUACAGCACAAGACAUUUUAGAAGCUGUGGGUGUUCUGCAAGUAAUGAAAAAUCCUUCACAUAAAGAAUAUGCAUUGUUAGAAGCACGCUUGAAAUCAUUUGAAAAAUGUAUGAUACCGUUGAAACAAGAUGUUCAAACUCUAUGCGAAGCUGGAUUUUUUUAUAUAGGUAAUGGCCAAAAUGACCAGAUGUUAUGUUUCUACUGCAGUCAAGGUCUUAAGGAUUGGGAAGAUGAUGAUGAUCCAUGGACAGAACAUGCCAAGUGGUCAUGUACUUGUAGUUAUGUGUUAUUAAGUAAAGGCUUAAAAUUCGUUGAGCAAGCAAAUAGUGAGAUGUGUACUGAAACCUCUAAACUCAACAUUCCGACCUUAUUCAACUUUUUUGCUGAACAUAAGGAUAUGACCUUUUUUGAAAAUAAUCUGAAAGUGAAUUCGACAAAAAGGAUUCACAUUGUCUGUCAAGAUCGUAAACGGAGGAAACUUGAUCAGUCAGAAAUUUCUGACAUAAGUCAAAUUAAAAUAUCAUCUGAUGAAAUUCUCCAUCUUUCUCAAAAGCGAGACCCUAAUACAAUGCCAGAUUCUAUGCUAUGCAAGAUUUGUUAUAAAGAAGAAAUGAAAGUAGCGUUUAUCCCUUGCGGUCAUGUGAUUGCCUGUAUUCAAUGCGCUGUAACACUUGAACAGUGUGCUGUAUGUAGGCAACCUUUCACCAGGGCAAUGAGAGUAUACUUAUCAAUGGAUGAUAAAAAAGGUACAGAUCUCGAAGAGUUACCAUGCAGUUCAUCACAGUGUUUAGAAGAACAAUUAGAUCCAAUGACAUGCAAAGUAUGUCAUAAAGAAGAAAUGGCAGAAGCGUUUAUACCCUGUAGACAUGUAUAUGCCUGCGUUAAAUGUGCGGCAGAUAUGAAUGAAUGCCCAGUGUGUACAGAAAAAUUCUGUGCCACUAUGCAAGUGUACUUAUAGGGCUUUUAAAAUUACCGUGACAUGUGGUGUAAACCAUUCUAGUCUUAUAUUUAUUUUAAAUAUAUUAAUUUUAAUAUUCUUAUUAAUUUGUUUAAUUCAUUUUAGCUUUAACAACUUAAUUUAUAAUGAAAUAUAAUAAGCACCAAAGUGGGCUAAAUCUAUGUUGUCGUAUUGUUGGUAUUUAUAAUAUUUUCGACAAUGCACAAGGAUCAUAGUAAAAUGUGAGACUGAUUUCCUUAGAAGAUGUUAUACAAUGGUUGUUAUCUCUAUCAUUAUAAUAUAGUAAACUUAUGAUCGGUACAAUUAUGUUAUUUUUUAUAGAAGUACAUUAACAUAAUAUUUACUAUUUAAUAAUUAUUUUGAAUAUAAAUGUAAAUAUAAGUGUUUUAAAACAUAUACAUGUAAAAACUGGUAUGAAGUCCCUUUAUUAUAAUUAUUUUUAAAUCAAAUUAAUUGUUUGAAUAUAUAAUUGUAGAGCUGUCAUAAGUUACUUUUUAUAGUUAUUACUUAUUUGAUUAUUUUUAUUUCCAUAUUUUGCACUCAGCUUGAACGAAUACAAUAAUUAUAGCUCUUAAGUAGACACUCCGAUGUACAUUUUCUUUGUAAAUAAAAUUUUUUUCUUUUCUUUUGAUUGUUGCUAUUAAAACAACAAUUAUUUAGUGUUUUAAACUUUUAACUAUAAAAGAAUUAUUAUAGAAUAAAAAUUUGAUUUUAAAAUUA
Messenger RNA from Aphis gossypii (cotton aphid), 2598 nucleotides. Its product is annotated as death-associated inhibitor of apoptosis 1-like. Gene Ontology annotation, cellular component: nucleus; cytoplasm. The record is from RefSeq and is a predicted model, not a curated record. NCBI's taxonomy places the organism in Eukaryota, Metazoa, Arthropoda, Insecta, Hemiptera, Aphididae. The transcript has 7 exons. Bases 430 to 1878 code for a protein of 482 amino acids.